Messenger RNA from Calliphora vicina (urban bluebottle blowfly), 3749 nucleotides. It is a transcript of the gene RhoBTB, whose product is annotated as Rho-related BTB domain containing. The transcript is spliced from 13 exons. Lineage: Eukaryota; Metazoa; Arthropoda; Insecta; Diptera; Calliphoridae. The record is from RefSeq and is a predicted model, not a curated record. Gene Ontology annotation, cellular component: cell projection; cytoskeleton; cytoplasmic vesicle. Gene Ontology annotation, molecular function: GTPase activity; GTP binding; protein kinase binding. Gene Ontology annotation, biological process: cortical cytoskeleton organization; regulation of actin cytoskeleton organization; engulfment of apoptotic cell. Bases 182 to 2401 code for a protein of 739 amino acids.
CAAAAGAAAAUUAUUCUCGUAGAAGAAAAACUGCAUUUGUGAAAAGUUAUUUAAAAAAUAAUAUAAAACAUAAAUAAAUAAAAAAAAGAAUAAUUGUCACAAGUAAAAUAAUAAUAAUAAUAAAAAAAGAAACAACAAGCAUUAGUAGAAUAAAUAGUAUUUUGCAUUUACCAAUGGAAACAUGGAUAACGAACAACCACAUCAGGAACUUGUUAAGUGUGUCCUUGUUGGCGAUACAGCCGUAGGCAAAACGCGAUUAAUAUGUGCUCGUGCAUGCAACAAACACGUUUCCCUUUCACAAUUAUUAUCCACUCAUGUGCCCACUGUUUGGGCUAUAGACCAAUAUCGUAUAUAUAAAGAUGUACUUGAACGCUCGUGGGAGGUAGUGGAUGGUGUCAAUGUAUCCUUGCGUCUCUGGGACACGUUUGGUGAUCAUGAUAAAGAUAGGCGUUUUGCUUAUGGACGCUCUGAUGUCGUUUUGCUGUGUUUUUCCAUUGCCAGCCCUAUAUCUUUGCGGAAUUGCAAAGCCAUGUGGUAUCCAGAGAUAAGAAGAUUCUGUCCUGAUGUGCCCGUUAUAUUGGUGGGAUGUAAAAACGAUUUGCGUUACAUGUAUCGCGAUGAGACCUAUCUCUCGUAUUUUGGUGAGAGAAGUACAUUUGUAAGAGCUGCUCUCAAAAGUGAUUUGGUAAUGCCGGACGAGGCUCGUGCCGUGGCCCGAGAACUAGGCGUAUCCUAUUACGAAGCCAGCGUUUUCACCUAUUUUGGGGUGAAUGAAGUUUUCGAAAAUGCCAUACGUUCGGCUUUAAUAGCCCGACGACAACAACGCUUUUGGAUGACAAAUCUUAAGAAAGUGCAAAAACCUUUACUACAGGCACCCUUUCGUCCCCCCAAACCGCCACCACCCGAAAUGACCGUAGUGGUGGGUAAUUUUCGCCAGGACAUGUACAACAUGUUUUUGGCUCAAAAUUAUACCGACCUUAUUUUGGUUGUUGGCACAAUUAAAUUUCCCGUACACAAAUUUAUGCUUGCUGCAGCUUCGAAUGUUUUCAAUCGUAUUUUGAAUACCGAAAUAACGGAUAUGGGCGGACGCAGCAGCAGUGAGUCGAGUAUGAUAAGUUCAACAUUUGGUGAGGCCACAACAGCAGAUUUCAACGAUGACACCGAGUGCCUGAUACGCAAUGAAUCUCGUGCACAAAGAAUGUGGGAGCAAAUUAAGCGCCGUUCCAGUUAUCAAGCUUUGCCUUUAAUUGAAGCAAAAAAACCAAGUGAACUUUACAAGGAUCUUCAUCAUCCUGUAUUCCAAAAUAUACGCAUAGUUCAGGUGGACAAUGGUCGGGGUAAUCUGAUAAAUCAAACAAUUAUAACAUUAACAAAGAUUAUAACCACACAAGCUUUGCAUCAAUGUCUCAAAUUUAUUUACACUGGCACUAUUGAAAAAGAAUUGAACAAUAUACAGGAUAUUGAACAAGCUGCCGAUUUGCUGGAACUGCCUCAAUUAACACAAUUGCUUACCAAGACACAAAAUAACGCACCCAGCAUUAAUGAUGAUCCUAGUUCUCAUAUAUGUCUUAGUAUUAAAGAAAAUAUGGAAAAACAUAGCAUGGGCGAUGGUUGCUUUACCGAUAUAACAUUUGAAUUGGACGAUGGUCAAAUGAAAGCACAUCGUGCCAUAUUGGUAGCUCGCUGUGAUGUAAUGCGUGCCAUGUUGGCUGGUGAUUUUCGUGAGGCACAUUCUAGUGUGAUUGUAUUUCCUGGCGUGACUAUUUAUACAUUCCAUAAAUUACUUUGCUAUUUAUAUACCGAUGAAAUACCACACAUUUCGGCUGCUAAAUGUCUUAAUCUUUUGGAAUUAGCCAAUCGCUUAUGUCUGCCACGUUUGUUAAAUUUAGUUGAGUGUCGUGUUAUAGAGGAUCUCACCAUGAUUUCACAAAAGGAAACCAAUGAAACAGUAGAUCAUUGUCUUAAGCUUUUAGAGCCUGUAAAGCUGCACAAUGCCGAUCAAUUGGCUGAAUGGUGUAUGUCUUAUUUAUGCGUUAACUAUAAUGUCAUUUGCCGGCAUUCAAUUAAAGGCCUCAGAGCAUUGCACCAAGAUAAUCAAGAGUACUUGCGUGAACACAGAUGGCCACCCGUGUGGUAUUUAAAAGAUUAUGACUACUAUCAACGUUGCAUUAACGAAAUGAACAAAGAGUUAAAGAACUCACGUCGAGAUUCACGCAGUGAUGACGAAGGCUGUCUUUGUUUUACAGGCGUAUUUUCUUGGAUGUUAGGUAAACCAAAACAAGAACGGAUCGCAGCGGGCAAUGUGAAUGGAGAAAGCACAAAUGAUAAUCAAAUAUUCAAUAGUUCUGAGAAUUCUAUGAAUCACAUUGAUCUGGAGGCCGAUAUUGAUUUGAAUCUCUGACAUCCAGCUCUGGGGCAUAGAAGGUCAUUUCGUUUUAUUGUGAUCUUGCCCGUUUUGAUAUGUUUCAUUUGCACUAUUUUGAGUAUUUUAAUACUUUUUCAAAUCUACACAUAGCGCUUGCGGAAUUGUGGCCUAAAGUAUGAUGAAACCUAGGAGAUAUGGUGGAUGAAUAAACUACUACUAUAAAACAACACUUUUGGAACGCUAGUGUGUGUUUUUUGUUUUGUUUAAACAAUAACAACAAGUUUUAUGAAAUGAAAAUACGCUACGCUGAACGUAUAUAAUUAUUAUUUUACAAAAACAAAAAAAAAAAAAAAAAAAAGAAACAUUUGACAAAGCUAAUCUCAACCAACAACAAAAAUUAUUAUGAGAAAAAGAAAACCAGCGCAUAAUUAAUUCACUUUGUUUUUCCUUGAUUAAAUAAACCAGGCGUAUUGUAUGACAAAAAAACAAAAAGCAACAACAAUAACAACAACAAACUAAAAUAAAACAAACAAUUUAAUAACAAAUUAACGCUUUACAACAACACCAUACUUACAAUACAAACUACAACAAGAACAACAAACAAACAUACAUAUAAUAAUAAUAAAAAAUUAUUAAUUAAAUUGCGAAAUAGGGAACUAUUGUCUAGCCAUUAAUUUUAAGCAUAAUUAUGAUGUAUAAUCGUUAGUUAGCCGUAAGUUCGUUCGUUCAAUCGUUCGUUCAUUCAUUCAUACAUUCAUCCAUCAAAAAUACAGUUCUUCAUUUUAAUUUUUAAACCUUGGUUUUUCUCCUCCUUGAUUUAGUUCUUGAUUUUGAUUUUACACCAUUUUAAAAUUUAGUUGUCUUUUUAUUUUUGUUUUGCCAUUUUUCGUUUACACAUGUUACCAAUCAACCAACCAACCAACUACUAUUGACUGAAGGAAUAAUGUACAUAACUCACAAAUGUCAAAAUUGCAUUUCUUCUUCAAAAUAGAUAUUCAAUAUUUAUAGUUGAAUUGUAUGUAUUGUGAUAUUUGUGAAAAAAUUUAAUUUUUUUCAUGUUAAUACAAUCUAAUUAAAAACAAGUAGGUUAAAAAUGCGUCAUUUAAAAAACUAAACUGAAAUAAAAAAUAAACAAAAAACAAAAUUAAGAUUUAAAUAAAAUUUAAAAAAACAAAUAAAACAAACAUAUUUUUUGGUAAUUAAGACAAGACAAUUGAAUAAAUUAGUAAUUCAAUUCAUAAAAAUAAAUGCAAAAAAAAAGUAAAAGAAAACUGCAUGUACAUACGUAUUUUUUAUUAAAUAUUAAACAAAUAUUACUAUUAUUAAUAAUAAUAAAAAAACUACACAGUAGUAAAUUUGCCUGGAUACAAAUUAUUUAAUCAAA